AUGGACGUCUACACCACAGCUUUUUCCUAUCCCGCACCCCAUUCGCCGACGCCUGCCUAUAUUCCCAAAGACCCUCUAUCGGUGCCUCCACAAACAGGCGGAACCAGCUCUGGCACACUCGCGACAUCCACCCCGCGUACCGCUCCCGCGGCUUUCCCUGCCGUCCCGCUUCCCAAUGUGCCAGAAGCCCCACCCGCGAGUGCAGACUGCACACCGCCCAAGUCCCCUCAGAAGGUGGAAAGGGAAUGGGAGGCUGUUCAGAAGCUGGCGUCCGACAUUACUGCUCGCGAGGGAUGUCUUGUCACUGUCACUCGAGAGAGCACCGAUUCCAUGGCCGAAUCUUCUACCGUGUCCGACCCUCCUGCUACGAUUUGGAACUUCCACUUGUCGGGUGUUUCAAAUGCAGUCUUGUCUGCUCGAGGCUCCAUCUUACGCGAUGUGCCUCAAGACAACCGCAUCACUGUCAAAGUUCCUCGCUCCGACAUCCUUGAAGCAAGUCAACAUGUGUUGAAGCAAGAAGUUGUCCGACGAUUAGGAGUCAUUGCGAUCGACAGCAAAGCAUUCAUAUCUGUCGUCAGCUAUGAUAACUCCUCGAAUGAAGGACAAAAAGUACUGGCUACCGCUAGUGAAGACGGUGUAAAGACGCUGGAGAGUGAGAACGGCAAGGCUGGUUAUGACAAGUCGAGCGGCCGUAUGGACAAUGGAUCCGCCGCUCUGGAAGAGAUCGGCUACAAGUUCAUCGUGACUGGCCCGAUGGAAUCUGUCCACAUUGCCAAAGUCCGACUUCUAGUCAUGAUCGAUGAGCUUUCUGGUCUCCACGCCGAGAUUUGCGAUAUAGAUUACAAACUGCACAACAUCAUCGCGGGCCGCAAACGUGCAUAUAUACAACAGAUCCAAGAGGAAACCGGCACCAAUAUUUAUUUGCCGACUUCUCUUUUUGGGAUGGCUCAUCCUGGCUUGAGCAUUCAUGGAGGAGAGCAAGGAAAAUUGGGGAAGGCGAACCAAAUCUGGAUAUCCGGAGAGUUCUUUGGGGUCCAGAGGGCUAGAGACAUGCUCUUGAACAUUGCAAUGCAAAAGUGCAAGUUGAUCAUCUCCAGAGACGCAGCAAUCCUUCCUAGAAAGCUGGACUGGUUGUUGACUGGCAAGAAAAUUGAUGAAGUCAGGACCAUCAUGAACGACAAUGGCACUUAUGUUCAAGUACCUUGCGUUGGUGGUCAGACGAGCAUGAUUUCGGUCUUUGGUGAUCAUCGAGCCAACAUUGAGAGGACGAUUCGAAGUAUCAUGGCUCUGGCUUGCCAAUUCUAUGUGGCAUCUCUUUGGCUUUUACCGCCACCCGUUGAAGUUGGGCCUCGCGUGGUUCUUAACCCUGCUCAGAUACAACCUGUCGUGAAACAUAUUUCUCAUGUCACUGGGGCAGAGGUUGUAUACAAGCCCAACAUGUUUGAGGUCAAUGGCUUGGAGCGACAGGUUACUUCUGCCAUGUUGCUGCUCAUGGAUGUCGACGUCCUCCACAACUUUGUACCCGAGGUCCGGUUCCGAGUGGAGCUAGCGAACGAGCAGCGGGAAUUCUUCAGUGGCAAGAAGAAUGGCAAAAUCAACAAGAUCAUGAAGAUGACCAACGCCAAAAUCCGCUUCGAGACUCUCAACGACUACAACUUCCUGAUCGAUAUAGCGGGGAAGAAUCAAGAUGCUCUUCAAGGCCUCUCUCUGAUCCAAGAGGAAUUGCCAGCUGAAAUAUCAUUCUACGUCCCAGAAAGCUACCACAAGCGAAUCAUUGGUGUGGGAGGAAAGAACAUCCAGAAGAUCAUGAAGAUCUACAAUUCUUUCGUCAAGUUUUCCAACGCCGAAGAAUUCGCAUCGCUCGGAGGCUACUUUGAUAACGAAGACAAUGUGUACGCCAAGACCCCGUCGAAGAAUGGGGCAAACCUGUGGGAGUUGAAGCAGGCCAUUAUGGAGGUAGUGGGUCUGAAAGAAAGGAAUUUUUACACGGAUUAUGUUUCCAUCCCCAGACCCUAUCACAGGACUCUGCUGGGAGAGAAGAGUAUAUUCAUCCACGACAUUGAACAGAAGACGAAUACAGUUGUCAGAUUCCCUUACAGUGAGACUGGGAGUGAUGUGGUCUCAAUCUUUGGCCCUGCUACUGAGGUUCCUCUUGCUGCAACUUUGCUGCUCGAGCUUGUGCCUUUCGACGUCAGUACCACUCACGUUGCUCGGCAGGCCGUCCAGCUAGAGCAGACCGAAUCUCUGUUUGGCAAAAUGACACUUGAUUCUGAUACGAACGGUGCGAAUGGCGCUGGAUCCAAGGGACUGCCGGUUCCUCCAUUGAGCUUCCAUCAGGAUCGCAGGAUAGAAGAGCUCUGGCCUAUCGUCAAUCCUGUCUCGCAACGUCCGGCUCCUACUCGUACCGAGAGUGACCACCAGAAGCGAGAAUCCGACCCCGUCAUCAACGACAGGAUUCGACAGGCAUCCACUGGUCAUGUACCCGCAGGCUCGCACAGCGGUGCUCUACCUCCUCAUCGACACCAUCCUCACAGCCAAUCCCGCAUAAAUGCCAAUAGACACCAAUCUUUGGACAUUUCCCAGCUCAACUUUUCUCGAGCGUUGUCCGGUGGCAAGUCUUCGCCGUUUGGAAUGAUGCCUGGGUCCCCUCCCAUUCUUGAUUCCAGUCCGAAUACGGCCACGGGUGGCUUUAUGCCUCGCGCGCCUUCUCCACCAGGAAGGCUGUAG
Messenger RNA from Cryptococcus amylolentus CBS 6039, 2727 nucleotides. RefSeq lists its product as hypothetical. Gene Ontology annotation, cellular component: nucleus; cytoplasm. The record is from RefSeq and is a predicted model, not a curated record. Bases 1 to 2727 code for a protein of 908 amino acids. Lineage: Eukaryota; Fungi; Basidiomycota; Tremellomycetes; Tremellales; Cryptococcaceae. Gene Ontology annotation, molecular function: mRNA binding. The transcript is spliced from 9 exons. Gene Ontology annotation, biological process: nuclear division.